GCCGAAGUCGUCGUCCCAAUCCAUCGUAUCGUUCAAUCACCUGUGUACCGUACAGAAAGUACAAGAUUUUUAUUUCGCUUCUACAGUACGAGUAGCGAACCGCAAAUCGAUCAUCAAAAUCAAACACACGGCGGUAAACGGAAAUUGGUGUCUCCGGAGCACAAGUAGAUAAUAAACAUCUCUGAACUCGCAUCAGAUCAAACCAAAAUGCAGUGCGUGAGUAGCGUAGUUUCCUUGUCGAUCAUAUGCCUUACUUUUAAGUCAAUAUGGAUUCGAGCAUUUAUUUUUGAAACGUUACCAUUGAGAUUGGACACUUCCCGUCCAGGAUUUUCACGGGACAAUAUCCUUCAGCUCGGUAGUACUAGCGAUGCCAACAUUUACAGACUUUUUCUUGAGCAGAAUUCAACAAGGAACUCGUACUCGAUUCAUCUUUCUAACAGCAGGGAGACUGCUCUAGGAGUAAAGCUGUACCGUUUCGGAGGGUCAACAGUAGAAGACCACAUGGAGGCAAAUCCAGAACUCACUUCGCGAGAUGAUGCACUUCGUUUCCUGACACCAACCUUCGACGAUUUUGGCAAAGGGAAAGUUUAUUAUGGGGAUGGCACUAUCGGGGAGUCGCUUCAAUUUUUUGCGCUUGGCGACGACAAGUCAUCGCUCGUUUCCUUGGAAAAAAACAACGAAGAACAUGUGCAUGAUUUACUUUUGCAAAAUCGUCGAGUUAUUGCCUCAAUCGAAGCAGUAAAAGAGCCAAUCGAAGAAAAAGAAUUGGAAAUAAGAGUCUCAAUUGAAUUGAAAAAUCUUUCAGUUCAUGAAGAUUCUAGACGGCGUGGUAUUGGCAAGGCGUUGACAAAAGCUGUUCAAGAUUAUGCUCGCUCCGAAGUCUUGGUCUUGAAGGAACAAAAGAAUAAAAAAGUUGAAGGGUUAGUUCACCUCCUUGUUGAAGCAAAGAAUGCAGGCGCUGUACGACUAUACGAAGAAAGCGGUUUCAGGAGAAUUGGAAUCGGAAAAGAUCCAUUAUGCAAAAUGACAUGGUCGAUCGAUGAGAGCUGACAUCAAUUUAGGACAGUAUUGCUGAAUCUGUUAAAAUCUUCAAGCUUUGGAAUUCGAUGGAUGGGGCCAAUUAUAGUAUCACCGCUGAUUAGGAUAUGUUUAUGAAACUACCUCCUACCUUACGUUCUUUGAAAUCUGCAGCUUUCGAUGCUAUCUCCUUUUGGACAUUUUUGUACUGCACCGAGUUAACUGUAAAAAAAGUACGUUAAUACGUUCUAACUGCUGGUACCGGUAGGAACAUUGAUUCACUUCCAUAGUAAAUCACCGUACCGUACUGUAAUACCUGUAAUACAAUACAUACGAUUCU
This is a messenger RNA of Pseudo-nitzschia multistriata, 1357 nucleotides long. The record is from the annotation of a GenBank genome assembly. Lineage: Eukaryota; Bacillariophyta; Bacillariophyceae; Bacillariales; Bacillariaceae.